AUGCUACGUCCCAGCCGUAAGGAGACGGUGACGCUAGGGCUCCCCCGUUCAACAGGACCUCGCCAGAGGGGACGAAGACCGAUUAAUUCUCCCUCUAGUUCCCCCCCAAAAAUUUUUAGUCCACCUGCUCAGGUGCGAGGUAACCCAAACCUAGGAACCCGCCAGUGCUAUCGUUGUGGCGAGUUGGGACAUAUAUCGUGGCAGUGUGAAAAACCAGAUGAGCCCAUGCCCACUGAGGAAUCAGUAAGUGGUCCCCAGGUACAUUUUGCAGCUCUGAUGGGGGAAACUGGCAGUUAUCGCUGAACCUGCCCAGUAAAAGUAAACCAGUGUGAUGUAGAAGCCUUGCUGGACUCAGGGAGUGCUCGUACUUUGAUAAAUGAAUCUGUAUUGGAACCAUCCCUGCAGCCACAGGGUCCAUCAGUCCCCGUGGUAUGUGUGCAUGGGGACACCCACGAGUAUCCCACCACCACAGUGAAGUUAAAGACAACAAAAGGUUCUUUUGACGUUGAAGUGGAAGUACUCAAAACCCUUCCUGUUCCGGUUUUGAUUGGCCUGGACUGCCCUGCCUUCACACUUCUAUGGACCGAUGCCCAAAAGAGGCGGACACGGGAUCCCAGAAAACGUAAGGGGCCAAAGACUGACAUAAGUACCUCAUGGGUCAAUCAUGCCAAAGCAUACUCCUCUUCACCAGGUCCCGCCCAAGCAUUCAUUGCAGACUCCAGUGGCACAGAAACUGCCCCAGAGGGAUCUCCAGAAGCAGAGCUUCCUUCCUGGCCCAGUGAGGAGGAAGCCGCUACGCCAAAAGAAACAGCCCCGUUGAAAGGUCAGUACGGAACGGCACAAUUUGGGACCCAACCUUGGUAA
Xyrichtys novacula (pearly razorfish) is the source of this 864-nucleotide messenger RNA. NCBI's taxonomy places the organism in Eukaryota, Metazoa, Chordata, Actinopteri, Labriformes, Labridae. The record is from the annotation of a GenBank genome assembly.